AUUUCUAUUUGGGGCAAAGGGAUAACCGGAUGUGACCUGUGGUUCUCGUGACCGAUGAUGAUGGUAAUGGGGAAGUGAAACGAGAGCCAACCAAACACCAACAACAUUGUCAACAUGAGUAACCUCCUCAUGAUCAGUUAAACUGGAGAAUCGCAUGAAUUUAUCUUGUGUGUGUUUGUGAAUGACUGUGUUCUCUUUUCAAUAUGAUGGACAUGAGUUCUGGAGAUGGGCAAGGCAGUCGAUCUCAAAAUCUUUUGAGUUUUGACGAUGACGACGACUUACUACAACAAACCAAUACACGGACUGCUACUGCUGGCAGUGUCAGUGAGAUUACCACUUCAGCGUCGACUGAUUUGAUAACUCCUGCUCCUAUAGUAGCAGGCAGCAACGGCACCCGGCCACCUCUACUUGAAUCUUCAUCACAUUCUCUGAGUGACAGCUACCAACAGGGUUCAGACGUUCAUGUGACAUUUGCUCCUCAGCCAAAUAAUUAUAGUAACCACAGUAGUAGUAGUAGGUCAGACAGGGAACAUCAGGGCAGACCCCCAAGGUCCCCAACGAGAGGGAGUGGUCAUGGUAUUAAAGAAAAUUCUCCUCUCUUGGGCCCAAAGAGUGAUUUUGAAUCAUCAGACACUUGGAAUUCAUUUCCAGAAGACCCUCAGUUCAAUGAAAUAGUUUUAGCAGCCGAACUUGCCAUUGAAGAAGGUGUCUUUCCUGAAAGAAUUUUCCAGGGUUCAAGUGGAAGCUACUUCGUGAAAAAUACAGAAGGGGUAAGUUUUCAACAGUUGAUCGUUGGGUAAGACUGUACUUUACCG
Aplysia californica (California sea hare) is the source of this 815-nucleotide messenger RNA. RefSeq lists its product as uncharacterized. The record is from RefSeq and is a predicted model, not a curated record. Gene Ontology annotation, molecular function: 1-phosphatidylinositol 4-kinase activity. Gene Ontology annotation, biological process: Golgi organization; phosphatidylinositol phosphate biosynthetic process; endosome organization. Gene Ontology annotation, cellular component: endosome; plasma membrane; trans-Golgi network. NCBI's taxonomy places the organism in Eukaryota, Metazoa, Mollusca, Gastropoda, Aplysiida, Aplysiidae. The transcript has a single exon. Bases 204 to 800 code for a protein of 198 amino acids.